This is a messenger RNA of Dromaius novaehollandiae (emu), 1276 nucleotides long. RefSeq lists its product as uncharacterized. The transcript has 5 exons. NCBI's taxonomy places the organism in Eukaryota, Metazoa, Chordata, Aves, Casuariiformes, Dromaiidae. The record is from RefSeq and is a predicted model, not a curated record. Bases 177 to 1241 code for a protein of 354 amino acids.
UUUUAGGGUGCAGGGGAGUGGGGCUGCCCUGGGCAGUGGCAGCUCCGUCAACCUGCCGGGAGAGGACGCAUGGAGACUGCUAGGUGUCAGUCGUGGGGUGCGGAGGAUCAUGCAAAGGGACUUGGGCGCAGAGCACCGUGCCGGCUGCACGCUCGAGGCACCCUCCCUGGGGCGAGAUGGUCGCCCAGAAGCUGAGCGCCGUGUGCCUGCUCGGGGGACAGAGCCUGCUGCUGCUGUGGCUGCUCAAGGUCCCUUCUGCAUGCAACCUGCUGCUGCUGGUGGUGCUGGUCUUCAUGCCUGGGGGGAGAAUCCCCCAGCCCAAGCAGCUCCUGCAUCCCGGCGGAGGGGACAGGCUCCCUGCUAAGCCGGGGCUGGCUUUUGGCGUGCAGGGGACUUCUCCGAGCAGCAGCAGGCAGAGAAGCAGCAAUAAGAAACACAGAGCAGCCUCCUUCCUGCCCAAGGAAGACACCGAGGAGCCGGCAGCAAGGCAGCAGGCAGGGUCGAGCAUGGGCACAUUUGCCAGAGGCCGAUCCUGCCAGUCUGGCUCGGACUCCAGCCCUUUUCUCCCAUCGCCCGGCCGUUCCCCCGUGGAGGAAGACGCCUGGCACCUGCCUCCGCCACCCGAUGCUGCUGGCGCAGGCUUGUCCCAUGCCCCCAAGGACCUGCCCAAUCCCCAGCAGCGCAGGGCUGGCAGGGCUCGGCCCUGGGCAGUGGCAGCUCCGCCAACCUGCCGGGAGAGGACGCGUGGAGCCUGCGGGGUCUUCCCAGGCCACCGUCAGCACCGCAGGCUCCAGAGAGCAGACGCCAAGCAGCCCAGAGGUGAAAGGUCUCCUGCUGCAAAGCAGCCAGCCACGCGCUCUGUCUUCACCAGCACGACAGACCUGCGCAGAGCUGGGCACAGGCGGCCUUCUCCCUCGCCAACCCCCACGGGGCCCCUGCCCCCGUGGGCACAGCCACCCCCCCAGGACGCUCUCGCCAGGCUCCGGAGAGCUGCCUUGCAGACCCUGCCGCUCGUGGACUACAAGGGCGUGGGGCAGGGCAGAGCCGUGCAGUGGCUGCAGAGAUGGUGGCGCGGGCUGCGCAGCCGGGGGGACAGCAGCGUCUGGAGGAAGCGGGGCCCUGUCCCAGCAGCAGAGAGCUCGGCACCCGCGGGCACCGCUGCAGCAGAGCAGCAGCACCAGCUGUGCCCCUGCCAGGCUCCAAUCCACGCCCUCUUCAACGCCAUGGUCAUGGAGGCGUAGGCAGCACCAGCAAUAAAAGUACCUGUGGGAGCUUA